AUGCAGUCAUCCUACACCACCGGUGCAAUGUCCCGCAGACACUUUAUCGACGGCGAUCAUACCGAAAAUGUCGUGCAAGACGCCCUGGAGAGCCUAAGGCUGCUGCACCCUGGCCUGAUUGUCGACCGGGAAAACAAGACGGUCUACGACGCCUCCCACAACCAUGACCAGUGCGUCUCGGUCAUCUCGGGGGGUGGCGCUGGCCAUGAGCCUGCGCAUGUCAUGUUUGUCGGCAGCGGCAUGCUGGCCGCCGCGGUAUCGGGCAAUAUCUUCGCUUCGCCGAACGUGCAGCAGGUCUUCAAGUGCGGCCAGGCCGUGCAGGGCUCGGCGGGGACUAUUCUCAUCAUCAAGAACUACACGGGCGAUGUUUUCCAUUUUCAUCAGGCCGCAGAGAAGCUGCGCUCCCGGCUCGGGAUGAGGAUCGAGGUCGUGGUGGUGGCCGAUGAUGUCGCGGUGGGCCGAAAGAAGGGCGGCAAAGUCGGACGCCGUGGUCUGGCCGGCAGCGUCCUGAUGCACAAGAUCCUCGGCGCCAUGUCCGCCGCUCAACAACCCCUCCAGCGUUGUCUGGACAUGGCGCGCGCGGUCAAUGAGGGGCUUGCCACUAUGGCGGUGUCGCUGGACUAUGUCCGCAUCCCCGGUACUGCCUGCGAUGCAGCAGAGCCAGCCAUCCUACGGAAUGACAUUGAGCUCGGCAUGGGAAUUCACAACGAGCCCGGCGUGGAACGUAUCACGGGCCCCCAGCCUGAUAUUAUCACCAUCGUCGACCGCAUGCUCGCCUACCUGCUCGAUACAGAAGAUACUGACAGAGCAUUUGUCAACUUCGACGGCGCCGAACAUGUGGUACUCAUGAUCAACAACCUGGGCGCUCUAUCGGUCUUGGAGCUCUCAGCCAUCACAUUCCACGUCAGCAAGCGGCUCGGUAUCCGCGGCAUAACACCCGCAAGGACAUAUAGUGGCACAUAUAUGUCAAGUCUGAACGGACCUGGCUUCAGUAUCACCCUGCUCCGCGCCACUCCCGAGAUGCUGAUAUACCUUGAUGCCCCCACGUCUGCUCUUGGCUGGCUGCCCGCUUGCGCCUCCGCUAUGGCUGUUGAACCCGAGAUCACGCGUUUCGAUACCAUUGUCGGCGACGGCGACUGCGGCAUCACCUUGCGUCGUGGCUGCCAGGCAGUGCAGAAGGCGCUCGGCAUCCCGGCCAGUGGCGGCGACCAGUCCACAGCUUUCCAGUGGCUGCUACGCAUCGCCCACGCUGUGGAGGAGAGCAUGGAUGGUACCUCGGGCGCCAUCUACGGAUUGUUCUUCGACGGCCUGGCCUCGAGUGUUCGUGCUAUGCAGGGCACCGAGACGAUGACAGUGGAGCAGUGGACGACGGCGGCACAGGAUGCUCUCAAGGCGGUGCAGCGUGUGACACCCGCGCGGUCGGGCGACAGAACCCUCAUGGAUGCCUUGGAACCGUUUGUCGAGGCGUUGUCAGCUGGCUCGGGCGGGCUCGAGGCCGCUGUCAAGGCUGCCGUCCGCGGUGCAGAGAAGACCAAGGGGAUGCGUCCGGCAUUUGGACGGGCGGUAUACGUGAACGAAGUGGGUUGGGAAGUCGUGCCGGACCCGGGGGCAAUGGGAGUCGUCGCACUCGUCCAGGGGUUGGCGAAAGGGGUGGCUGCUGUCCACGCCCAGCGGUCCUUGCUGUAG
This is a messenger RNA of Aspergillus japonicus CBS 114.51, 1686 nucleotides long. RefSeq names its product Dak1-domain-containing protein. The record is from RefSeq and is a predicted model, not a curated record. Bases 1 to 1686 code for a protein of 561 amino acids. Gene Ontology annotation, cellular component: cytosol. The transcript has 4 exons. Gene Ontology annotation, molecular function: glycerone kinase activity. NCBI's taxonomy places the organism in Eukaryota, Fungi, Ascomycota, Eurotiomycetes, Eurotiales, Aspergillaceae. Gene Ontology annotation, biological process: glycerol catabolic process.